Molecule: messenger RNA, 7446 nt
Organism: Myxocyprinus asiaticus (Chinese sucker)
Lineage: Eukaryota; Metazoa; Chordata; Actinopteri; Cypriniformes; Catostomidae
Product: growth/differentiation factor 8-like
Exons: 2
Coding region: 27-1094 (355 amino acids)
Biological process (GO): SMAD protein signal transduction
Cellular component (GO): extracellular region
Molecular function (GO): growth factor activity; cytokine activity
Source: RefSeq, a predicted model, not a curated record
GACAGCACAAACAAAACGAACCUGCCAUGCAGCACUUAGUAGCACAGUGCUUUCUUCUUUCAAUUUGGGCUGUUUUUUUUAGCUUUUGUCUGGGAGAGUCUAUGGCUCAACAGGAGAAUGAAGACACAUACAGAGCCCUGCAGCUUGAGGCUCUGAAGACAAGUAUUCUGGAGUUCCUAGGGAUUGACACACCACCUGGGCCUGGUGGAAAGCCUUCUCACCAGGACCUGGUUAGGAUGUUUCGGCAGUAUAGGAGAAUUAGACAACUGCUUAGAGGAAACUCCAGUCAAGCAGAGGACCUUCAGCAUACAAGAAAAGUCUCUACGGUGCUCUUUCCCACCAUAGUGGAGCCUCUUAAUUCUACAGUGGAAUUAAAGCAACAGUGGGUCGGAGUUGCCUUCCACAAGAACUCGCGCAUCAAAAAGGGACUCACCCUGAAAAAGGCCAGGCUGAAAAUUCAGAGACCACACAUGGACAAAAUUACACGCGGCCAGCCAUGGCUCACAAAGGACAUCCUGGUUAGAAUGCAUAAACCCCCUGGUUUUCAUACAGAGACCAUAUUUCAUACGAAGGACUUGAGCACUCGAGUUGUAAUGUUGGAUUUGACAGUCGUAGUUGAGAAGUGGCUUAAGGACACCAGCACAGAGCUUUUAAUUGUUGAAAUGUGCCUCAUCAAAAAACAAGAAGGAAGUGCUCCAUCCACUCCUCAGAUAAAAUUAGAACUUCUCCAACUGGCAAGGAGAUUCAGGAGAGCUCAGUCUGCUAAGGACGAAGGUCUUGAAAAUGAAGGUCACUGCAGGAGAAAGUCACUUAGUGUUUCCUUUAAAGAGAUUGGCUGGUCAGACUGGGUUAUUGCUCCCUCAAGCUACACAAUGCACUUUUGCGAUGGUUCCUGUCCACUUAAUUAUAAACCUGCCAGUAUUCAUACUCAAGUAAAGUCUCGUCUGCAUCUCCUGUCCAAGGGAACGACACCUCAACCUUGCUGCGUACCAGCUACCUAUGAGCCAAUGGUUCUAAUGCAUUAUGACAGUCGUGGAAAGUUAAAGCUUACGCCCUUCAAUGAUUUGUUAGUUAGCAAAUGCCACUGUGCAUGAACUGUCCUGGUAGAGUGUAGGAUUCAAUUGUAUCAUGUUUUUGAAGGAGACUGAUUAUCCACAGACUAUCAUGUUUGCAAAUGGUAGAGAAAAGAUCAAAAUGAAGCAAGAUGUAAUGAAAAACAAGCAAUGUCUCAAACUCAUUCGGUUACUUGCCAUACAUUUAUAAACUAGUUUGGUUUCUACACAAGCCAAACGCCAGAAGCCAAAUCCCUACUUUAUGCCUACUAAAUGCAGUAUAAGGUCACGUGAUUGGCAUACUGGAGUAUCAAGUUAUUUAUUGUAAAUAAUUAGUAAUGUUUUAUACAGUUCUUUGCUUUUUUGUUGCUAUUGCAAGUGAAUCAACAAACUUUUUGUAUAUUUCUGUAAGGAAAUAAUUAUAUAUUUUCAGUAUGAAUGUCCCUGUUCCCUAAAAACAUUUCAGUAAACACGAUUCAACAUCAUAUCUUAAUAUAAAAUGGAAUAUACUGUAUCUUCUCAUAUUUGUUGUACAAAAAACAUAGCAAGGCUGAGCUGCUGCUAUGAAAACUCUGGAAGAUAUAGGUGUUAAAAAGCUUUAAAUCUACAUAUAAAUUACCAGCUCAAACUGGAAUCUCUUGCAUAGACUAUUAAAUUGCAGAGGAUAGAUAAUCAGAAUGAGUCAUCUGUGUAUGACUCACUCUGAUCAUGUAACUAUGUGGUUGAACAAUUUAAAAUACAUUUGCACUAUAUACAUACAUGCCUCAGAGAAUGUGUAACCAUUCAAAAUGCAGUACAUUAUUUUACAAUAAACCUCUUACAAUAUCUUCUCAAUUCUAGAUAAUAUCUCAAGGUCAAGUCAUGCCAUAAACCAACUAAAGAUAUGGCUGCCCACAUCUUACAGUUGUAGCCUUGAAAAUAGACAUAAGUGACACACUUUGGCCAUGACCAAAGAGUUUCACCAAAGACAUGAGCUUCCUGACUUAGUGACACACUGUAAUCAGUGAUAACCUUUAACUGUUACCUUAAGGAGCUAUUUCUACCUGAUAGUUUUGUUGCUGUAACCUUAUGUAUUCUGGAUGGUUCAGUGAUUUUAAAUAAUAUUUAAAAUAUUUAAUUUAGAUGUUACAUGCACUCAAAAAAAAAAAAAAAAAAAAAAGAAAAAGAUUUUUGCAGGUUGAUCAUUAAUUAAUUAAAAUUAACUAGAGCAACAUAGUUCUAGAAUAUUUUGUCUUAAAUUUGUUGCGUUAAAUUCAAUUAAAUUUGUAUAAUUUAAGUUUACUUAACCCAUUUGAGUAAGGGCUACAUGAAUAUUUGUUGUAGCAUUGAUGAAACUGCCAGGGGAUUAAAAUUUCCCAGCAUGCUUUGCAGGGGACUGGAUGGUGUGAACAAAUGUUGAAACUAAAUGUAAGCGCAGCGUAGUUCUAGUGGGAAGACUAGCAGCAGUACAUCAUCGCACCAUAAGCUAGGUAACUCCUAGCCAAUCACAUGUAAGCCAUUACUUUAUAAGUCUGCUCACAUUCUAUCACAUUGCUGUUUCAGUGUGCUAACACGGCAACCUCCCCCACCCCACCACCACCAGUUGAGUCCCGUCCUGCACAGGGGUAGGCUCCUCACCUCUGCCUCCUAUCUCCGGCAGGAAAUGACAGUUCCAAGUACAACUUCUUCGGACCGCCAGACAGGGCUUACGCCAAAGAGAGACAUUACAUUUUCUGUUUUGUGUUCAUCAAAUAAUGUCAUCUUGAAUUUCACUCAAGUCUGCGAGUCUUCCUGAUAGAAGUGUUAUUUAUACAUUUUUGAGCAAGAUAAGAACAGAAUGAGUUUUGUUCAUGUUUACUGUUCUGUUUUAUCAUUUUUUUAAAGUAGUGUUUGUUUGGCUGGAGUUUGGGGGGUUACUAUUGCAAUGAAGACUGGUGCUUGUGCAGGGGUGUAAAAUAAUUGAGCAAACAGACAUAGGCAUUGUGCUUAUGUUGAAAUUUUGGGGAUUUGUACUUUACUCCAGUGCAAUUUAAACUGAAUACUUAUACUUUUACUUAAUUACAUUUCCAAAGAUCAUUUUUUACUUUUUACUCCUUAUAAUUUUAUUUAAAUUUGAAAGUACUCUAUUCAUUUUUGCAGAUCAUUUUAUUUCAUCUUACUGGAUUGAACCCGCCUUUUCACUGUAUCUGUUAAAUGACAGAUGACAGACCAGAGGUUAGUAAUUUUAAAUGAAGUGUCGCACAGCGGCUGUGUGGAGUUCUGACUAUCUGAAGAGGCAGAAUUUCGGAUCUGAUUUGAGCUUCGGAUAUGUUGAUAUAUUUGUGUGACUAGAACGCAUGUGAUCACCCGACUGAAUGUGAUGUAUUCAUUCAAAACUAUAUGAGCACAAAGUGAGAAACACUGAUGGUUUUUGUUCUAAACUUUAUUCUAUGCCUGCUACUUCUACAGAUUGGACAGUUAUGAAGUCAAAAACUAUCAUUCAUGUUGUAAAUAUAUACAGUUUAAAAACAAAAGGCAUUUUUUUUUUUUAUUUUAUUUUAUUGAAGACAGACAAAAAUAAAUUUAACCACAAAAUUAUGCAUUAAGAAUCAACUUAUAACCCUUUAUACUGCCCCAUUUUCUGCCAUAACUCGACAGGUUCCCCAGCCAUCUGGAAGUCAUCUCCUCGAAAGCUGCCACUUUACCCAACUUGGUGCACCACUCACGAAAUGAGGGUGCAUCAGUUAACUUCCAACCGCUAAGGAUUAGCUGUCUGACAAUCAUCACGCUGAUUAGGACCCAGCUUUUCAAAUAUUUAUCUCCUAUAUUCAGGACUCCUCCAUCACCCAAAAUACAAAGUCUGGGGCAAAAUGAAAACUGAGUGUCCAGUACAUCACACACAAAAUGAUGGAUCCUCAACCAAAAUUCCUGAAUCUUAAUACAACCACAAAAAACAUGGAUUGUGUCCCCGUCUUCUGACUGCAUCGCCAGCAGGUGGGUGUGUCUUUAAGACCAAGCCUAUACAAUCUAGAGGGUGUCCAGUAGAACCGAUGCAAAAUCUUAAAUUGCAUAAUGCGCACCCUUGCGUCUCUAGAUGCAGACUUGACGUUUUUUAGAAUCCUAGCCCACACGCCCUCCUCCAAUAUCAAGUUUAAAUCUUUCUAACAUAAUCUCUUGAUAGAAGCUAAAGCUCCGAUCCCCAGACUCUGAAUUAGCAGUGAGUAAUACACUGAUGCCUCAUGACCUUUUCCAAAAGCAGUAAUCAUCACUCCCUGAGUAUCUGCCGCUUUAGGGGGUGUAUGCUACUCCCAAAAACAAUACAGAGCAGGUGGCGCAGCUGUAAAUACCUAAACAACUGAGAUCUGUGAAUCCCAAAAUGUUGAACCAAAUUUUCAAAAGAUCUCAACACUCCACUCUCAUAUAGGUCACCGAGUGUAGAAACCUCCCUCACAAUCCACUCCGACCAGCAGAAAGGGGACUUAUUAAUACAUAAUUUAGGGUUCAGCCAUAUGCUUGAGGCAACAUUUAAAUAAAUGUCCGAAUUAAACACUCUGGACACUUUUGUCCAUACCGAAUGCAAAUGUGAGAUAACGGAGUGUAACUUAACUUCUCAGAUUAGUUUGAUAGAAAGGUUUUGCAAUGGCUAAAUAGUGGCAAGAACUUCUUGUUCAAUACAAAACCAGGGAGGGGCUCUCUCAGGUGGAAGCGACCAAUGAGCCAAAUGUCUGAGACCGAAUGCAUAAUAAUAAAACAUAAUCUUGGGUAGGCCUAGUCCACCAUUGUCAAUCGGCCUAUGUAACUUAUUGAAAUUUAAUCUGGGACAUUUACCAUUCCAAAUGAAGGAUUUUGCUAUGCUAUCAAAUUGCUUGAAAUAAGAUAAGGGUCAUCUACAGGGAGAGACUGUAACAGGUAGUGCAAAAAUAUUUCAGAUUCUGUAUGUUAUUUUAAUAAUAUUAAUUUGUUAUAUAUGGCAGUCAACUAAUGACUCACCUUUCGCAGUUUGUUUUAAGCAAAUUAAUUAAUAAUUUGUUAGAUACCAUGCAUUUUUAAAUAAUAUAUGUUGUGAAUAAAGUGUAUUCAUUUAUUUUUAUUCACUGGUACAACAGAAAAAGAGCUUUUGCCAUCAUUCAUUGUGUAUUUGUUUGAGUCUGGCUUCUGCUGUAUUUUGUUUCCCAUUUGAAAGCGUGACAUGUCGUUGUAACGAAUGCCAAACUCGGAGGUACGAGCUUCCUAGGUCCACUUGAAGGCAGCAUAAGGCCAAGUUGCGAAUACCACUGGAGAGAAAUAUGGCAAUUGUCAGAGACAGUAAAAAGGCGACUUAACAAACCAAUUGAAUUUAACAACAUCCACUCUCACAUAAUCUCCUCUCUUGAUUUCAUUCUAGUUAGGAAAAAAGUUACUUUUUACUUUUUUAAUAACUAAGUACAAUUUAAUGUGAAUACUUUUUUACUUUCACUCAAGUAUGUUUAUGGCUAGAUGCUUGGACUUUUAAUUGAGUAAAAUGUUCUCAGUAUCCAUACUUUCACUUAAGUAUAAUUUCUGAAUACUUUUUAACACCCCUGUGCUUGUGCUUUGAUUGAGGAUGGACUUGCACUUUCAAGUGAUGUUUGAUUUGAAUGCUGCUUAGCUCUUUAAGCAGUUGCUAUAAAAGGGCAGCAGUUUCACUGUCCUUACACUUGCUCACAUAGCAUAUACUAACGAUAAAAAAAAUUACUAAUUUGAACCAACAUAGGACAAUUAAUUAAAUAAACCUUAGUAAAUUUAUAAGAUUACAUUAGACCAACAUAAAAAAUAAAGUUUGAUUAACCUAAUAAAGUUGAGUUAAACCAAGACAUGGGUCAAUUGAUUUGACAUAAUCCAACUGAAUUAUGUUGGUUUAAUGAAACUGAAUUAAUUAGAAGUAACUUAAUUCAAUUGCUUGUAAAAAACUUGCUUAAAUUAAAUUAAGUAAAGGUAAUGAAUUCAUUUUCUGAGUGUGAAGCAACUUUUUCAGUGAAGUGAACCAUAGCCCAUACAAAAUUGUAUAGUCUACAGGAUUUGUUGUCUCUAAACAUUGGAGAUACAUUAUCGGAUGUAUUAUUAUGACAUAAUCUAAUAACCUAACUGAUCAUCAUAUCAAUAGUAAUUGUAAUCUAAACAAGAUCAAACAAAGCAAUAAAUAAAUACAGUUCCUUGUACUUCUUUUGUUAAGAAAAACCACCAGUUCACGCAUCAAUAAAAUUGUCUCAAUAGCUCACUGUAGAUACUAAUAGUUAUCUGAAAAAAAAAAAAAAGCUGACUCAGCUUAAGCUUUAUUUUUUACUAUUCUUACAAGUUGUAAUUAAGUUACCAUUACUCUCUAAACCCUAAAGAUGUCAUUAAUAAAAACUCAAGUGCUCCUAAUUGAACAGUACUUGAAUUGUCACAUUUUGGAAUCAUAACUCAAAUAUAUACGUUCUUUAAACUUUGGCUUCGAGUACCAUUAACUCAAAUGUAUCAAGUACAAAACUGCAGCUGUGUGGAAUACCCAUAAGCCCUUGCGCUAGAAUAAAUUAUGUAUAUUUGGUCAAAAUUAGAGAACUUAUGGAGAAAUAAGAAGUAACCAGUGUGCCAUAUGGCUCACCUAGAGUCCAGUCAUAAUUUCCCUUUUACUGUAUAGGACAUGCUUUAACCCCAUUUAAAUAAUUAAUUACAGAUGAGUUAAGUUUACUUGUAACUAGUUAACUAUACUUAAACAAUUAGGUUCACUUUACUUGAGCCAAAUAAAUAAGUUUACUUAGAAAAAGCAUGCAUACUGAUUGCCUUUUAUUUAAAUUUAAGUAAGGUAUACUAAUUCGAUUGUGAUGUGUAAUGUGUUCUGAAUUAAGCUUGAUAAAACUUGUGGUGACAUAAAUAAGCAUUUGCUCUCAACUUUUUAACUGGAAAUGCAGUGAAUGUGCAGUAGAUUCUAAGGAAAGUCCCCCAUCUGAUUAUAGGGUGUACAGCCUGCGACAUUUACUUUGACGUAGAUAAUAGUAUACAGAGUAUUACCUAGAAAGUCACUAAACAAAUGUCCAGCUGCCGGACUGUGAUAUCUAAAGUCUGAAUCUGACAAGAGACUGAUUUUGUCUUUAAUCGUAAAUAUGAAGGCACUGCUACCACCUAAAGACACAAAUUAGUGAGACCAGAUGUCAAUAUAAUUUUUCAAUAUCUGAUCGCUGGCAACAGUGAGUGGCCUUUAUGGAUAGACAAUUACUUUGUUAGACAAUUACUCUUUCAGGGCUCAUGCAUUUCAGUUUUAAUGGUGACAUUAUUGGGCACAGUAAAGAAUGGCAUAAUUAUUACUGCAAAUCAACUUCAAAGAUUAAAAAUGUAGUUUUGUGUAUAUGAGGCAUGUAACAUAGCAUAAUUGUUUCUGCACUUGAAAAAAUAAGCAAAGACACUUUAAAAAAAACUAAAACUUUUGAAUGGAAAAGAG